Molecule: messenger RNA, 393 nt
Organism: Alternaria viburni
Lineage: Eukaryota; Fungi; Ascomycota; Dothideomycetes; Pleosporales; Pleosporaceae
Exons: 2
Coding region: 1-393 (130 amino acids)
Source: RefSeq, a predicted model, not a curated record
AUGCCCCUCACCAACACACCCACAGCCUCACCUCGCUCCGCCGUCGAAGCCGCCCUCGACCUCUUCUUCCGCGCGCGCCACGACCCCUCAAUACCACUUUCCGCCUGGGAUGACCUCUUCGACACCUUUGAUGAGCAACAACGUGAGCAGCUCGAGGAUGCAACGCAUGUACCUUAUCCUAACCUCGUUGGGUUUGUGAGGUGGCAGGUGGAGAAGGCGGAGAGGAGGGACAAGGAGCUUGACAGGAGGGAGAAGGAGGAUGAGAGGAGGGAGAAGGAGGAUGAGCGGAGAGAGGAGGAGGAUGAGAGGAGGGGGGAGGAGGAUGAGAGGAGGGAGAGGGAGGUGAGGGAGGAGGAGGAGGCUAGAGCGAUGUCGGAGAAGGAAGGGAACUGA